CUAAAUUUAUAUAUGAUGCAAGUCGAAAAUUAGCUAAACAUUUGUCGCCUCGCGAAUUGAAAAUGACGACCGACUCUAUAGACACUAGUAUCUUUUUUUAAUCAUUUAAAUUUGAAGAAGCUCACCCCACACUCACCAACUCCCCACUCCAAGGCCCUAUAUAUUUGACUCCACACAUACGUAAUCUACAUCACACGAUACUACUAGCUUCCUUCUAGUAAGACUACUCAAUUUUGUAACAUAUCAACUAGUAGCAACUUACUAAUUAUGGCCUCUACAUCAAAAUUGAGGGCCAUUUUCUUGUGCCUCCUCAUCUCCGCCGCAGCAGCCUCCGCGCCCCGCGGCCGGAAACCCCACAACCGACAACCCUGUCAGCAGCUCGUCUUUUAUUUCCACGACAUUCUUUACAAUGGGCAAAAUUACAACAACGCCACUUCCGCGAUCAUUGGAUCCCCACAGUGGGGCAACAAGACCACGGUGGCGACGCCCUACAACUUCGGCGACUUGGUGGCGUUCGACGACCCCAUAACCCUAGAUAACAAUUUGCACUCGCCUCCGGUGGGCCGCGCACAGGGCAUGUAUUUGUACGACCAGAGGAGCAUAUACGGCGCAUUGCUCAGCUUCUCGUUUCUCUUCAACUCCACCGACCAUGUCGGCACGUUGAACUUCGCCGGCGCCGACCCGUUGAUGAACAAGACAAGGGACAUUUCAGUCAUCGGAGGCACCGGUGAUUUCUUCAUGGCUCGAGGCGUCGCUACUUUGUCCACGGAUUCAUUUGAGGGAGAUGUUUACUUUAGGCUUCGUGUUGAAAUCAAUUUGUAUGAGUGUUGGUAGAUUUGAGCUGUCUUUCUCGUAAGUGAUUUAAUUUAGCCGUGUUUUUAUUGUAUGCCUAGCUAAAGAAUAACAAGCUAUGGUUUUCGAAUUUUAUUGGGUUUUUUUUUUUUUUUUUUGGUUGGUGUCGAAGUUGUUAGGAUGAUGAAUGGUUUUCAUCCGUGCAUGUAUUUUCCUAGUGGCAUGCACAUGCGUAGUGUUGUUACAUGUCGAUUUUCGUUUUCUAGUAAGGUUUUCAAUGUAUACUAUACUUUGGUUUCUUAUGUGACUAAUUUGCUAUUUUUAUGUAA
Molecule: messenger RNA, 1121 nt
Organism: Salvia miltiorrhiza (redroot sage)
Lineage: Eukaryota; Viridiplantae; Streptophyta; Magnoliopsida; Lamiales; Lamiaceae
Product: dirigent protein-like
Exons: 1
Coding region: 268-834 (188 amino acids)
Source: RefSeq, a predicted model, not a curated record